Amoebophrya sp. A25 is the source of this 320-nucleotide messenger RNA. The record is from the annotation of a GenBank genome assembly. NCBI's taxonomy places the organism in Eukaryota, Dinophyceae, Syndiniales, Amoebophryaceae.
GGAACUUCUAGCACUACUGGCACUUCGAUGAAUCCGGUUCCAGCUAGUUUUAAGGCUUAAUAAUGCAAUUUAUUUCUACAAGUCGUUUCUUGCUGUUUCCCUCUUGGGAUUGUGAAGAAAUGAAGGGAGGCGAAGAAAUGAAUUGUUUUGUGCUCUAAUAGUUCAUCUUCAGGGGGUGGAUUCACGACGUCGAGUACAGCCGCAGCUACAGGCGCAGCGGUUUUGCCUGCGCCGCCAACUAACAUGGGGGUACGGAAAAUACACUCCGGACCCCCAGCUGCUCAAUCUACACCGGCUACAUCAAGUCAAGGAAAUCGUGG